Molecule: messenger RNA, 1585 nt
Organism: Peromyscus californicus insignis
Lineage: Eukaryota; Metazoa; Chordata; Mammalia; Rodentia; Cricetidae
Product: 40S ribosomal protein S18-like
Exons: 1
Coding region: 565-960 (131 amino acids)
Biological process (GO): translation
Cellular component (GO): small ribosomal subunit; ribosome; cytosol
Molecular function (GO): structural constituent of ribosome; RNA binding
Source: RefSeq, a predicted model, not a curated record
AGGGAGGGAGGGAGAGAGAGAGAGACAGACAGAGAGAGAGAGAGACAGAGAAGUUAUUGGCAAGUAUAUUCAGGGCCAGGGAGAUGGGUCUCAGUGGGUAAAGACGCUUGCAGUAAAAAGCCUGGAGACCUGAGUUCAAUCCCUGGGCCCCACGUGGUGGAAGGAGAGACCCAGCUCUCUCGGGUUGUUUCUCUAAAUUUCACAUGUACUCUGUAAAGCGUGUGUAUACACAGAAAUAAACAAGUUAGUUAGUUAGAUAUAAUUUUGUUUUGUUUUUCAAAACUGGUUUCUCUGUGUAGCCCUGACUGUCCUGGAACUCACUCUGUAGACCAGGCUGGCCUUGAACUGUGGUCACAGAGUCUGCCUGUGCCUCCCCAGUACUGGUAUUAAAGGCAUGCACCACCACCCCCUGGCUCAAUAGAUAUAAUUUUUUUAAUGUCCAGGUCAGGCCAGGUAUGGUGGUGCAGGUCCAUGACCUCAGCACCGAGAGGCUGAAGCAGCAGGUCAAGAGUUGAAGGCCGUUCUUCCACAGGAGACCUACACACCACCAAUUGUGCCUCCGUCAUGUCUCUAGUGAUCCCUGAGAAGUUCCAGCACAUUUUGCAAGUACUCAACACCAACAUCAAUGGGCGGCAGAAAAUAGCCUUUGCCAUCACUGCCAUUAAGGGUGUGGGGCAGAGAUAUGCUCAUGUGGUGUUGAGGAAAGCAGACAUUGACCUCUCCAAGAGGGCUGGAGAACUCACAGAGGACGAGGUGGAACGUGUGAUUACCAUCAUGCAGAAUCCACGACAGUACAAGAUCCCAGACUGGUUCUUGAACAGACAGAAGGAUGUGAAGGACGGGAAGUACAGCCAGGUUCUGGCCAAUGGUCUAGACAACAAGCUGCGUGAGGACCUGGAGCAUCUGAAGAAGAUUAGAGCCCACAGGGGGCUGCGCCACUUUUGGGGCCUUUGUGUCUGAGGUCAGUCAGCACACCAAGACCACUGGCUGCUGGGGCCGUACUGGGGGUGUUUCCAAGAAGAAAUGAGUCCCUGGGCCUUUGCUGUUAAUAAAGUUUAUAUGUUAAUAGUUUAUAUGCCUGUGGUGGGGGGGGGGGAGAGUUGAAGGCCCACCCUGUCAAAAAAAAAAAAAAAAAGACAGAACAAGUCUGAAGUCCUGUCAAUCAAAGUGCUGUUGAUCCUCCUCAAUGGACACCGCCCUCUAGAUGGAUAAAUAGGCUGGGCCUAUUACAGCGUCCUGAGCUCCCAUAGGGUGUGCCCUUCAGGAGGGCUGACCCACUCCGACAGCGGCUGUGGAUCUAAGGAAUCUAGGCCACCAUAUCCUUCCACCUUGACCUCCAUCAGGAACCUGUGAGGGCUGGGAAAAGGGCAGGGCUGGAAUUCAGGUCAUCCCACCCAGAGAUGAUCCUGUGACCUGAGUUAGCCAGCACUCUUCCCUCUCUAAAGAAAUGUGGGAACCACCAGCCACAAAUGGCCACUGAAAUCGUGACUGUGCGUGUAUGUGCACGCAGGUUUACAUGUAUCCAUGUCAGAGGUCAGCCUCAGGUGUCCUUCCUUGGGGACUGUCCACCCUUGUAGUUUUUAAG